UUCACACUCGUUUCGUCAAAGGCUUCCCUCCUUUUUUUGGUCUCAAAUUUUUUUUUGUCUAUGCAAAGAAAUGUGUUUUAAGUCAGUCAAGACUUUUCGUUAGUACAUGCGAUACUGUUAGAAACUGUUUGGCUCCUGCUUCAAAAUUCCACGUUAAUUGCACGGAGCAACCGGCUGCAUUGGCAACUACCCACAACCACCCACAAUUCAAACACCCUUUUCGGGAGAAGGGGCAAGGUCGCUGGACACGGCCGCUCCCAGGACACGGCCACUACUGUUAGGGAUACGCAGAGCAGGACGUACAUUCAUCCACGGAGCUAGCGGAGGAGAUUAGGAGCAGCAGCCAGCAGUAUGACCACGCAGAGCACCACGCCGGUAGGAUUCGCGGGGACCCGAAACCGCUACUACAACCCCGUCUCAAAGAUCCAGUCGCUCAUCCACAACCUGGACGCGGAGCUCGUCCAGCUGUGCAAGCAGUGCUCCGUGCAGAAGCCGCUGACCAGUCUCAAUCACAACACCAGCCUUGGCAGCCACUUCUCGAAUUACGGAGCACUGGGUGGUGGUGGUGGUGGCUCGACAUCCAUGGGCGGCAGCAGCGUGGGUGGCCGUCACUACAGUCCCGAGAGCAUUGGCAAUCUUUUAGCCCGUGCACGGGGCGCCACUGUGUUGACCAGGUCCACGCCCAGCUCGCCCACGGCGCCGGAAGCCCAAAAGCGUCAGAUGCGCAAUGUCUACCGCACCCGUGUGAUCGACGCGUACCGUAAUCGGCGUAUCUUCACCGUAUACGGGAACUACCACACGGUUAGACGGGCUCUGAUGCGGAGGGGCUGGCUGGAGAAGCUUCCGGCCUCGCGGCACGCCAAGCUGCAGAGCAUGUCCGAGGAUUCCCUGCUGGAGCACGCCCGGCGUGGCAACGACUACGAGGCGGUGGUCAUCUCCAAGAUGAUCAACCACUUUCCGGCCUUCUUCAUCUGGCAGGGCAAGGGGCAGCGCGACCUUUGCGCCGAGGUCAGACCCUUCCGGAAUCGGGUGCGUCGCAGCCAGUUCCUGGACUUCUCCACCAAGGUGGGUCUGGUGGGCUGCGCGGAGCAGGAGCGCUGGUACCGCGAGGACGGCGUUUGCGGAAUGAGCUAUCCACGCUUCUACCGCCUGGGCGGCAACAACCUGGAGGAGCGCAUGGCCUUCAUAGAGGACUACCAGCAGACGCAGGCACGCUCCCUGCUGCUCUACGUGAGGGAGCACCAGCCGGCGGAGUUGAUCAGCGAGAACGGCACUAUAUUCAGCACCACUCUGGACUUUGCACUCGGCAAGGUUAAGAAGAUGGUGCGCCAGGCGGAGCACUACUCUCUGGACGAUGCUCGCAUCAAGCCGCCCACUCCGGCGGAGAUCGUUGAGAAUCAGACCUUCAUGGUGCAGUCCACCGAUGUGCUCAAGUCCAACGCCAAGUUCAAGGUCAACGAGAAGGUGAUGACCGAGUACGCCCGUCUGGCGGGGCUGUAUCUCGACCAGAUUGGUUCCCUACGUCCGGACUACCGCUGGGAUGGCAGUCGCAAUCUGUGGAUUCUCAAGCCCGGAUACCAGUCGCGCGGCAUAGGCAUUGUAAUCCGCAGCUCCCUGGACGACAUCCUGCAGUGGACUUCAAACAAUCAGAACAAGAAGUACAUCGUUCAAAAGUACAUAGAGCGACCCCUGCUGAUCUACCGCACCAAGUUCGACAUCCGGCAGUACAUGCUGCUGGCCAUUACGGACACCAAGGUGAGCAUCUGGACGUACCGCGACUGCUACCUGCGCUUCAGCUCGCAGGAGUUCACCAUGGACGACCUGCGGGAGUCCAUCCACCUGACCAACAACUCGGUGCAGAAGCGGUACAAGAACAAGAGCAACCGGGACUCGCGGCUGCCCAAGAACAACAUGUGGUCGCUGGACCAGUUCAAGAGCUAUCUACGCCUGAUGGGUGCUCCGGACGGGUCGUGGGCGAAGACCUACAACGGAUUCAAGCAGAACCUGGUGGCCGUGGUGAUGGCCAGUCUGGACGAGACGGAGUUGUUGCAGAACGCCUUCGAGCUGUACGGUUGCGAUUUCAUGCUCGACGAGCACUACAAUCCCAUACUGAUCGAGAUCAACUCGACGCCGGAUCUGUCGCCAUCCACGGAGAUCACGGCCAGGAUAUGCCCGAUGGUUCUGAAGGACUGCAUCCGCGUGGUGGUGGAUCUGCCGAAGAACCCCACCGCUGCCACCGGACUCUUCGAGCUCGCCUUCGAGGUGAACUACAGCAUCAACAAGGGAGCUGAUGGCAAGCCGCUGGAACUGAACGGCAAGCAGAUGACCCUGUUCGAGAAUAUGCCCAGGAUCCGGAACAGUCCCAGGACACGGCUUCUGCGCAAGAUUCUGAACAACGUGAAGACCUCAACCACCAGGAAGGCCGAGAAGGCCAUAGAGGCUACAGCUAAAGCUGCGAAGGUUCCCACUCCCAAGAUCACCAAGAAGAAGAAACUGGCUGCGUCUGUUGGAAGCUCGAGUGCAGCCUCGAUGCAGCCAUCGUCGAAUAACUCGGCACCCAAGUUGACAUUAAAUCCAACAGCUCGCGAGAAUCUGGCACUACAAUAUACUGCUCCAAAGUAACCUGUCCUCGAUGAGGUUAACUAGCCAUGAUUAUAUCAAUUGAACUUCCUUUUGUGCGAAAUGGAGAACAAUUUUUUGGGCAAACCAAUGACAGUUGGCACAAAAAAUAUACACAGAAUGUACAGAACUGUAUUAGUAACGAAUAUGUGUAAGGAAAUAAAGUCCAGCUGGAUUGGUUUGCAUCUCAAGUAAAAAGAAAGAAAUCCGCUUUAGCAAAACUAAAAAGACUCCAAGUUCAAGCCAAAAGAUCCGAGGAUUAGUGUCCUUGCCGCCAGUGGAACUCAAUCUGGACCAUUCAUUCCCAAAUCGAUUUAAAUUUAUUGAAUAGAUAUAACAUUAAUAGAAUACAAUAACACUCGCAGAUUUUUAUAACGAUUUUUUCAAUAAAUUCGUCUGAAAAACAAUU
Drosophila teissieri is the source of this 3028-nucleotide messenger RNA. It is a transcript of the gene TTLL3B, whose product is annotated as tubulin glycylase 3B. Bases 352 to 2622 code for a protein of 756 amino acids. The transcript has 5 exons. Gene Ontology annotation, cellular component: cilium. Gene Ontology annotation, molecular function: protein-glycine ligase activity, initiating. The record is from RefSeq and is a predicted model, not a curated record. NCBI's taxonomy places the organism in Eukaryota, Metazoa, Arthropoda, Insecta, Diptera, Drosophilidae. Gene Ontology annotation, biological process: cilium movement; cilium assembly; protein polyglycylation.